AAGUCAUGGGGUCCGGGACCGCCGCCCACUUCAGUUCUCGGCCGAUUUUUGGGCCGUCGGGUUCCGUCCUCGUGCAGCCCUUUUUACCCGUUGCUGUAAUACUGCGCCGCGUGCCCUUUGGAGCAGCCGGCGAGCUAGGGUGGUGUCCUCCUGCGUGGCUCGUGAGCAUGCGCAGAUCGCUUGAGCGAGCGCAGCGGCAGCGUGACGGAGCGGAUGGAGCUGGAGCCGGGCGGUGUGGGGCCCGCGCGGGCGCUGGAGCCGCUGCGGUACCUCCGCGAAGCGCUGCGGGCUGCGCUAUCUCGGAUCCGAGAAGGGGAGUCGCGGGAGAGCAACGAGACCUUCGAGCAGCAGCGCUUCUGGGACACGCUAGGUCAGACGUUCAGAGCGACAUCCCAGGAAGCUACGAAGUUGAGUCUGGCAUUCUCAAGGCCUCCGCUGCCUUCUGCAGAGGACUGUCAGAAACUGAGCGAUGGUGUCCAGAAUGCUGUCCUGGCAGCAGCCACAGUGUAUUACUGGCUUCCCAAGGACCAAGGUACAACUCUGCGGAAGAUGGUGCGGGAUGCUGCUGCCGAGGUGGUGGAAGGAAUGAUCCAGCUCACAGACGUGAUUCUCAGUACUCCACUGCAGAGUUUGUCUCAGGAGCAGCUUAUAUCAACUGGUAGCAUAUGGGAGGCAUGUGAGCAGAUUUCCCAUCUGCCACAAGAUAACCAGGCAGCAGUCCUGUCAGCCAUGUCCGCCUAUCUGGGUGUGGUCAGGGAUGCGGUGGAGGAAAUGGAGCAGGCUCAGGGGGAAGAUCAGGACCCCUACAGUGACAUCAUGGAGGAUGAGGAGCUGGGCUCUCGGGGCAAUAGGGACACGUACUGGUCUGAGGCUGACCGAAAGCUACUUGGCCCCUGCAUGGGGCUGAUGAAGGCCUCCAAAGCCUGCCUGAAGAAGCUCUUGGGUGCAGUGAAGGUUCACGGCAAAGCAGACACCCCAGAACAGGUGGCUCAGCUAGAUGAUCUUGCAGACAUCACCAAUGAGAUCAGCCCGAGUGUUGAUGAACUGGCACUGAGCAUGUAUCCACCCAUGAACCAGUUGGCUGUGCGACUCAAUGCUGCCAAACUGGCCUCUAUAUUAAAGAAAGUCCUAGGAAUUACUAAGGGAAGCCAUGUGUGUCCCCCAUCAGAGGAAGGCUGGGUUCAGUUUCUCAGUGGUGCAGUAGAUCACAACAUGGACAAAAUUAAGGACUUCACGCAGAGUGAACUUUAAUGCUUCUGCGACCAGGGUCUCUAACAGCUGCCUUUCUGGUGCAUCUGGUCAUUCCCUGAAUAUAGGGAGAGCAGUGGGGUUGGCGUUUGAGGGAAGAGCUUUUUCAACCUGGAAGAACUUUGCAAAUGCAAAGUGUGACUUGCUGGUCUUCUCUGGUAAUUGCCAACACUGCCACCCUUGAUUUGUUUCCUGGGACAAUGAGAAGCUGCAUCUUGAUGUUGUAAAUGUGUCUUGCCCCCUUGGACUUGGCUCUAGGGCUGCCCUACAGGGCAGAAAGGGCAAUAAUAUGUCACUAGGUUCACAUGGUGGCUUUGUUCUGUGAAGGAGGAAGGGUUUUUCUACCUUCAUGAGGCUGGACUGGACUCAUGAAGGGUACAUUUUCUCCUGCCAGCCUGAGAAUGUAUGGAGUGAUGCCCUCGCUUCCUCUGAAUCAUGGGAAAGGAAUAGAGGAAUUUAUCUGCUAGUUCAACAACUCCCUAGCCCUGUGGGCACUAGAGUGCAGUUCUAGGGAGAUGCAGAAUCUUCCCCUUAAAAUCCCAGGCUGAUGCUCUUUUUUACUCCUUGAUAGCUGAGGCACCCUGAUGCCAUGGGGAUGGACAUGGUAUGAAGGUACAGUGAGAAAUCAGUGCCUAACUGGGAUGGUUUUGCCUGGAGCAAGGGGAUGUUGGACUAGAUGGAUAUUAGGCUGCGAAUGUAAUAAGACAACAUUUAACAUGGCUUAAAUGUGCCUUGCAUUAGAGUGAAUGUUGCUGACUCCUGUGCAGCUCUACCAUCCAGCAUAAACUCCCCUCCCUGGAGCGAACCCACCUUGGGGCUGGGGCUUAGGAUAGUAGCAUAUGCUGUACGCUGGGAUCUAGCAGCCACAGUGUUGAUGCCUCUGUAGCCCUUCAGAUUCUGGCUACAGUCAAGAUGCACGGUGAGUCUUCUGGGCCCUGUCUGGGUGGGGUGAAAGGGGAUGGGUAAGCGCAGCAUGCUGCCAGGCUGUACAAAGCCCAAUCUGCUAUGCAGGAGGAGGAGACAAUCUAGGCAGUGCAGUUAUUUUCUUUGCUCAUAGUUCUCGGGGUCUGGAGAUGCAUUUGACAGGCACCAAUAUGGAGUAAGAAGAAAGGGACAGAGUUCUGAUACCAGAGCAUUGAGGAAGGACUGAGGGCUGUAAGAGAGGGCAAGUUAAGGCAAAAGGAGUGAAAACUCUCAAGGAUGUACCUGUAACCUAUCCCCCACUUCUUGGGAACUCCCAUUCAUGUUUGGGGAUUAUCUGCAAAGCCACCGAUAGACAUUUAGUAAAAACCUUUUUGAAAAAGGGCAAGAGGAGGAUGAUUCCACAUCAUGCUUUAGGAGGGCCCUAUGGUUUUCUGAACUGCCUGUGGCUGUGUGAAGGCCUCUUCCAAGACCGAAUCAGCCCAGUAAAGACAUGGACACUUUUAUAAAGAU
Molecule: messenger RNA, 2682 nt
Organism: Gopherus flavomarginatus (Mexican gopher tortoise)
Lineage: Eukaryota; Metazoa; Chordata; Testudines; Testudinidae
Gene: CCNDBP1
Product: cyclin D1 binding protein 1
Exons: 11
Coding region: 214-1251 (345 amino acids)
Biological process (GO): regulation of cell cycle
Cellular component (GO): nucleus
Source: RefSeq, a predicted model, not a curated record